Messenger RNA from Medioppia subpectinata, 1420 nucleotides. The record is from the annotation of a GenBank genome assembly. NCBI's taxonomy places the organism in Eukaryota, Metazoa, Arthropoda, Arachnida, Sarcoptiformes, Oppiidae.
AUGAAUACAACCCUUGAUUUGGAGGACUUUAUGUACAACUCGUUUGAUAUAAACAUUGUUUUAAACCAUUUGAUGGCCGAUAGUGUUGUGCCUGCGAUCGCCACAACUGAUCCAUCGGCUCAUAAGCUGGACAUUGAUCUCUACUUGACUCGCGAGCGCCAGAAGAUGAGUGACUGCAACAACAUCUGUGAUCUGCCGAUAGAGCUGUUGGAACUGAUAAUGACUUACGUCUCGUACGACGAGAUCGCGAGAGUCAGAUCCGUUUGUCGUCUCUUCGACUCGUGUUCGCAACGACUGCUGAACAGAGGUUUCGUGAAAGUGGAGAAAUACCACAACAUUUGCUUCAAACGCGUCAAACAACAGCUCCCGAGGCGUGAGUCCGAACGCAGGAGCCAUCCAUUGGCCCGACAUUGCGAUGUCUUGUCCGCCAUCGAGACCAGGCUUUCCCUCUUAGGGAUGACUUAUAUGAAGUACGUGGAGAUGACUCUCUGCUGUUUCAUUCCGGGCAAAGUAAUCGAUGAGAUCUAUAGAGUGUUACGAUUCAUACAAAACAAUCCAAAUCCUCCUCGAGUUCACGAACUGCUUCAAGAGCUGCGCGACAUCUCAUCCAUGGCUAUGGAGUACUUCGAAGAGAAGAUCGCGCCGUCUCUGAAGAGCAAACUGUCCACUUCGGCCACUGUUAUGACAACAGUUGGUUCGCUCAACUCGUCGCCAAUCAGUUCGUGUCACCGAUCGCUUCCGUCGACAUCGAGUUCGACGCCUGCCUAUCAGACUCCGAGAAGCAGUCCAUUCGGUGAUCAGGAGACCAACAAAUCCAAUAUUAGUAACAAUUUGAUGAAACAAAUGCAAACUUCGCAAAACACUAUCAAAAAGGAGUUCAAUGAAAUCAAAGUCAAAUUAAAAGACUUCUCUGUCAUUAAGAGAGAGAUAACAGCCCUUAAGAGCAAAGCCAAAGAAUCGGAAAAGAGUUCCUUAGAAAAGGAUCAGAUAAUCGCAGAAUUGAAAGCAGAAUUAGAGGACUUGAAGCGACGGAUGAGUGAAUACGACAAGAAAAGUGGUGUCAAAGCCAUUAAGGAUGAGCAACACGUCCACAAAGAGACAGUGAAGCGAAAGUCUCAGAGAACGCCCACCACUCGCGCCAAACGAGUUCGCGAUAAUUCAAUACAAUCGGCCUCUGAAGACAUGGCAGAGGACUUGCAAAUGGAUGACAUCGCUGUUGCCAUCCGUCGCCGCACACCUGUCAGACAGGAGACACUUAUGACUCAACCGAUUGGUCGCAAUUCGAGAUCAAAGACUAAUUCAGCGCUCGCUUUGAGUCCCAAAUCAUUGCCCAAAAGAAAUGUGAAAAAUAAUACAAAUUUAACGGAGAAUUUGAGAGAAAAACGUAUCAAAAAGUAAGAUAUUUGUUGCAAAUCCCAUG